CUGUCCUUUCUCUCUCCUCCGACAGGGAGUCCUGUCAACCUGACGUGCAGAGCCUUCUUUGGAUACAGCGGAGACGUCAGUCCACUUAUCUAUUGGAUGAAGGGGGAUAAAUUUAUUGAAGAUUUAGAUGAGGAGCGAGUUCAAGAGAGCGACAUCAAGACGAUCCGGGAGCACCUCGGUGAGCAGGAGGUUUCUAUCUAUCUGACCAUAGAUUCUCUGGAGGAAAUUGAUCUGGGGAACUACUCCUGCUAUGUGGAGAAUGGCAACGGGCGGCGGCAGGCAAACAUUCAGCUCACCAAGAAAGCAGAGCUGAUGUACACGGUGGAGUUAGCGGGAGGUCUGGGAGCCAUCCUGCUCCUGCUGAUCUGCCUGGUGACGCUGUACAAGUGCUACCGGAUUGAGCUCAUGCUCUUCUACAGGAACCAUUUUGGAAGCGAAGACCUCGAUGGAGACAACAAGGACUACGAUGCUUACCUGUCCUACACCAAAGUGGAUCCUGACCAGUGGAGCCAGGAGACCAGAGAGGAGGAGCGCUUUGCCCUGGAGAUCCUCCCCGAUGUGCUGGAGAAGCAUUAUGGGUAUAAACUCUUCAUUCCAGACAGGGACUUGAUCCCCACAGGAAGUUUCACCAAUGAUCAUUUCCAGGAUGACACCAGACUGCUUAGAGCCUACAUCGAGGAUGUAGCGCGCUGCGUGGACCAGAGCAAGCGCCUCAUCAUCGUCAUGACGCCCAGCUUCGUAAUGCGGAGGGGGUGGAGCAUCUUUGAACUGGAGACGCGGCUGCGCAACAUGUUGGUGACCGGCGAGAUCAAAGUCAUCCUGAUCGAGUGUGCCGAACUGCGCGGCAUCAUGAACUACCAGGAAGUGGAGGCCCUCAAACACACCAUCAAGAUGCUGACGGUCAUCAAGUGGCGCGGGCCGUCCAGCAACAAGCUCAACUCCAAGUUCUGGAAGCAGCUUCUCUACGAGAUGCCCUUCAAGCGCAUGGAGCCCCUGAGCAUCUCCCACGAGCAGGUUCUGGACGUCAGCGAGCAAGGCCCCUUUGGCGAGCUCCAGACCGUUUCGGCCAUCUCCAUGGCAGCGGCCACCUCCACCGCCAUGGCGACGGCACACCCCGACCUGCGCUCGACCUUUCACAACUCUUGCCACACCCAGAUGAGGCAGAAACACUAUUACCGUAGCUACGACUACGACCUGCCGCCCGGCGGAACGCUCCCGCCUCUGUCCUCGCUGGGCAACCAGCACACCUACUGCAACAUCCCCAUGACGCUCAUCAACGGCCAGCGGCCACAAUCCAAGUCACCCCGCCAGCAGAGUCUGGACGAAGCCCACGGCAACAACGCCAUGCUGCCGCUGCUUCCCCGAGAGACCAGUAUAUCCAGUGUCAUCUGGUGA
This is a messenger RNA of Menidia menidia (Atlantic silverside), 1395 nucleotides long. NCBI's taxonomy places the organism in Eukaryota, Metazoa, Chordata, Actinopteri, Atheriniformes, Atherinopsidae. The record is from the annotation of a GenBank genome assembly.